Erpetoichthys calabaricus (reedfish) is the source of this 581-nucleotide messenger RNA. Its product is annotated as zona pellucida sperm-binding protein 3-like. Gene Ontology annotation, biological process: positive regulation of acrosome reaction; binding of sperm to zona pellucida; egg coat formation. The coding region runs from base 1 to 438 and encodes 145 amino acids. The transcript has 3 exons. NCBI's taxonomy places the organism in Eukaryota, Metazoa, Chordata, Cladistia, Polypteriformes, Polypteridae. Gene Ontology annotation, cellular component: extracellular matrix. The record is from RefSeq and is a predicted model, not a curated record. Gene Ontology annotation, molecular function: acrosin binding.
AUGAGGAGUAAGGGUGUGCGCCAGUUGCUGCUUGCCGUUGGGCUACUUAAUUUGUAUUUCUAUGAUGUUUCUGCUGCUUUCAAUUCCAAGAGGUUUCGACUUCAGUCGAAAGCACCUAAGGCUGUAGUUAUACAGAGUGAGGGCUUGGCGCAGCAAAGAGCGGGGUCUCCCCAAUCGGUGUCGGCGCAAUGUACAGAGACGGAGGUAAUCGUGAGCAUCAGUUCUGAUCUGUUUGGUAUUCGGCAUCCUAUCCAGCCGUCCGACUUGACAUUAGGAGGGUGUGGCGUGACCAGCCAAGUGUCCGCGCCUCCUACCUUCGUGAUCGAAGCACCGCUGCAAGGAUGUGGCAGUAACGUUAUGAUGCUUCCUGAUGAAAUAGUGUACAACUUCACUCUUGAGUAUAAUCCCUCCUUGAUUCCUGGUAUUCCCAUUAUGUGAACCAACCCAGCUGUAGUGCAGAUUGAAUGCCAUUAUCCCAGGAAUCACAAUGUCGGUAGUAAUGCUUUGAAUCCCACUUGGGUUCCCUAUACCUCCAACCAUAUCUGCUGAAGAUAUUCUGGGAUUCUCUCUGGAUAUAAUGA